Molecule: messenger RNA, 813 nt
Organism: Penicillium taxi
Lineage: Eukaryota; Fungi; Ascomycota; Eurotiomycetes; Eurotiales; Aspergillaceae
Product: Ulp1 protease family protein
Exons: 5
Coding region: 1-813 (270 amino acids)
Biological process (GO): proteolysis
Molecular function (GO): deNEDDylase activity; cysteine-type peptidase activity
Source: RefSeq, a predicted model, not a curated record
AUGCUGGACGGGGGGCUUGGGAAGCUGCACAGGAGGAUGCGGGGUAGAUUGGGUGACACUGUGAGUUGGACUAUGACGUUCGAUGUAAGGGAUCUUCAGAUGAUAAAGACUCGAGCUUUAGCUAAUAUAGCUACAGUGACAAGAGAGGACAUGCAAACUCUGAAGAACGACUGGCUCACAGAUAAUGUCAUCUCAUUUUGGGAGGAAUAUCUCGAACACGAAUUUCUCACUCGAUACAAGUCUUCCAACAUUAUCCUCCUCCGCCCCAGCAUGUCCUUCAUGAUCCUCCAAACACCUGACCCUCGAACACUCCGUGAAGCUUUACCAGACUUCACUCGCGCCACGCAUGUCUUUCUCCCUAUAAAUGACAAUCGCAAUGUUACUCAAGCCGAAGGAGGCUCGCAUUGGUCCUUGUUAUUAAUAUCUAUAGUUGAUCGCAUCGCCUUUCAUUACGACUCUCUUUACCAAGGAAAUGUUUGGGAAGCUGAUACCGUGACCCGUAAAUUUGGUGCGCUUUUGAACAUGCCAAUUCGAUUCUUGCAUUUGCAUGAUUCCCCUCAACAAGACGGUGGCAGCGACUGUGGUGUAUUUGUGUGCAUGAAUAUGCGACAUCUCCUUCUGAAGCGACUUCUCAUGGCUAGUGCCCAUGAGAAAGUGAGCAUGAGUCUUGGAGGACGAAAGGUUGAUGCCAGUGCGGCACGGAAAGAAAUGGCCAAGAUCAUCGAAGGAUUCCGGAAAGAGGGCGAGCGCCGACGAUCGGCAAGUCAUAGUCCGAUGGGUAAAAAAUCGAGGAGUCCACCUCGAAUUGAAUAG